Rhizophagus irregularis DAOM 181602=DAOM 197198 is the source of this 510-nucleotide messenger RNA. RefSeq lists its product as uncharacterized. NCBI's taxonomy places the organism in Eukaryota, Fungi, Glomeromycota, Glomeromycetes, Glomerales, Glomeraceae. The record is from RefSeq and is a predicted model, not a curated record.
AUGUCGCAAGAUUAUUAUGGGCGAAAUUCCCGGUUUACAAGUUCUUGGAACGUUGUAAAUAAUGAUUUAUAUGAUGAUGACGACAAUCGUUAUAAUCCUUCUUAUGCAACUGAAACAUGGAGCGUACUAGGUUCUCAAGAUGUUAAAGAUGAUCAACUUUCAAGUUUACCGCAAAAUAAUCAUAGUGGUUUUAAUUAUGGAUCAUCCACAGUUUCUACAAUACAAGAAGAAAGAAAUUCUACACAACCAAUACCUGAACCAGAAUUUCUUCCAUCUAUUUCUUCUUCAACAAAAGGGUUUAUUGAAACUACCUUUAAAUACGAACAACAAAAUAUCUUCGGCAGAUCUAAUGAAUAUGAAGAUGAAUGUGAUGAUGAAUGUCCUCCUCCGUCAGAUUCAGAUAUACAAUCUUUCGACAAUAAUUCUCAAUCUAUUGUUAGCAAUAUCGUAUCAACUAAUUCGUCUUGGGACUUUGUACGGCGGUAUUCGUGUGAGUAUCAAACUUAUUGA